AUUUAACCCCACCUCGUGACGCGCUAGUCCACAAGUUUUUUUCUUCCACAUCCACGACGCCACCUUUUUUUGUUCGUUUGACAUACUCAACGAACCCCCCAUCGCUAACAGGCUUUUCUCUUUUCGAGCAAGAGCCUUCAUUCGAUAUCGAUUGAUUUUUACAUCAGUCUAGAGUGUCUAGAAUGAAUCGUGGAGGUUCCGAUAUUUUGACUCCUCGAGGAACUGACAAUUUCUCGAGCGUACACCCUCACGGUCAUCCAACAGAGCAUCACCAUGAACAUAGCAAGGACGGGAAUGCGCAGCAUGGAGAAGCAUUGAGGAUGGUGUUAGGCAGUAUACUAGCUCCGAAACGACCGUCACCAUCCCGUUCAUCGUCGUCCUCGGGAACUACCAGUCCAAUGCCAAACCUUUGUUUACCUCAUUCUCAUUCUUACUCAUCCACGAACGCGUCUCCGAGUCCUCAACCACCCGGAACACCCCACCAUCAUCACUUGUUCUCGCACUCAUACCCACAUAUUCAACCUUAUCCUCAUACUCAUUCCCAUUCCCAUUCCCAUGCACACCGUGACCCACACUCACACUCACACUCACAUUCUCACUCGCAUUCUCACUCACAUUCUCACAAUCCCCAGACACCCUCUAAACUCGGCGGUGCUGAGCAUCAUGAAUCAGGUCAUUCAAACCCAUCACCUCUCGCUCUCGGUACACAUACACAUACACAUACACACCAUUCAUCUCCAUCUACUCCCGAAUCGUCACCGUUCUUUGGGCCGAGACCAGCUCGCAUGUCGCGGAGCAGUAGCUUCACCACUGGGUCCAGUAACUUCCUACUUCCCCAAUCUGCUAUUGCCAAGUCCAAGUCAUCGUCGGAUACAAACGGAAAUGGACGUAGCCAUAGUCAACCCUCGACACCUGGUAUGAUGGUGGCACAUCCCGUCAUUACUCCUGCUAUCACUAACAAUACACUGCCUGAAUGUGUCAUCGCCACCACCACCACCACCUCCGAAUCACGUCCGAAUUCUUCUCAGCAUGAUCAUCUGUCUGCUGUGGAUACUGCCAACAAGAACAAGUUUAUCAAGACACUGGAAGGGAAGAGUGCCUGGGAUGCGUUGAUUCAUGGUUCGUUUACCUAGAUGAAAGGAAUGACGUUUUUACAUUUUUCCGAUCUUCUUUUUUUUCUUUCUUUUUUUUUUCUGUUGAUGUAUAUCAGAUAGAGGGGAUACACGCUCUCGAACAAUUUAUGACGAGACAUCCGUUAUCUAUCUACUUGGUUUCUUUUCUUAUCCUUGCUGUUGUCUGGAUGUAAAACCUGUGUGUGUGUGUUUCGAAUGUUUUCUGGUUACAAGGCUGUAUCUCUUUUUUUAUGGAUACCUUAGCUUGAUCUUUCGAGGAAUUAAUAUUAAUAUUGCGAGAUUCUCGCGUUCUGAUAGAACCAAA
This is a messenger RNA of Marasmius oreades (fairy-ring Marasmius), 1437 nucleotides long. RefSeq lists its product as uncharacterized. Lineage: Eukaryota; Fungi; Basidiomycota; Agaricomycetes; Agaricales; Marasmiaceae. The transcript is spliced from 4 exons. The record is from RefSeq and is a predicted model, not a curated record. The coding region runs from base 183 to 1133 and encodes 316 amino acids.